GCAAAUCAGCCGCCGAUCCUCCCAGCUCUCAGGUCUCGAAGCAUCUCUAACUGGAACAUGGAGACAGGAGUCUGGUUGCUGCUGUUUGUGGGUUUUGCGGUUCAUUGGAGCUUGUCUCAAAACCCGCCCAUAAAACCAGUGAUCAAAUUUAACCAACCGACUGGGGUGUAUUUAUUUGGAGAGACAGGGGACAUCACCUGCACUGUGGCUGGAGAUAAGCAAGAAAAAGUCUUCGAGUUUUCCCUGAAUAAUGAAAUGCUGCAUCAAAGUCCAACUGCCACAGUGGACACUUUUUAUACAGUUCCGUUUGAAGCUAAACACCACGGAGGGCAGUACAAAUGCCGAUAUAUAAUUUACAGCGACACUAGAUACAUUGAUUCUCCAAUGAGCGAGGCUGUGACUGCCAUUAUAGCAGAUCCGCUAAUAACGCCACUGAUAUCUCUUGAUGAAACCACAGGGGUGUAUGCAGUAGGGGAGGCAAUCACCAUGACCUGCAUCGUGACUAGAUUUUAUCGUGCGAGACUGUUUUAUUUUUAUAAAGGACAUCAACAGCUGUCAUCUAGUCCAGGCACCUCAAAUACCAACACUUUAACAAUCCCGAAAUCCAGACCAAGCCACAGUGGACAAUACAAAUGUCGAUACAGAGAUUCCUUCCAGAGCAGGCAGUUCGAUUCCCAACACAGCCAGGCUGUAACGGUGACGAUAGAGGCUCCGCCCAUAAAACCAGUGAUCACGUUUAACAAACCGACUGGGGUGUAUUUACCCGGAGAGAUGGGGAACAUCACCUGCACUGUCACUGGAGAUAAGCGCGAUAAGAAUUUCGAGCUUUUCCGGAAUAAUGAAGUGGUCCACUUUACUCGAACCACCUCACAGGACAGUUUUGUUAGGUUCUCCUUUCGGGCUGAACACCGAGGAGGGCAGUACCAAUGCAGAUAUGGAAUUUACAUCAAUGCUCGCUGGCUUGUUUCACCAAACAGCGAGUCUGUGACCAUGAAGAUAGCAACUCUUCCCAAACCAAACAUUUCCGUGGACUCUAGUGGUGUUGUUCGCGGCGGAGCUGUCACAUUUAACUGUAGAAGUCCCGGGGAGUAUCCUGCCAUCGAAUUUUACCUGCACAGACAAGGGGUUGCGAAUCAUUAUGGUGCCAAGUCUGCUGUUUUAGGGAUCAAUUCUGUCACCUUCACCAUCAGGAAUGUCGAUCACUCUGAGAUGGGGAAUUAUACCUGUCGCUAUGAAGCACUGAUUGACGGGAAAAAUCUAUCCUCAUCUCUGAGUGACCCUGUACACAUCAGUGUGAUAGAAAAGGAGCUUGUUGGUCUGGCGGCUUGUCUUGGUUCUGCUGUGGGUCUGAUUCUCAUCCUUGCUCUUUUGGGUGUCUGCCUCUGGAGGAAAGGAAAGACGAAAAGCAUUAGCGAAACCAGCAAUGUGGUGCCCUCUGGAGACCAAAUCAACGAAACCAUUACAUACGCUGUCCUUAACCAGCAAUCAAAUCCGAAGAGAAAGGAUGGUCAGCGAGACACCGGCCAAGCCCAGAGUGAGGAGAACACCCUCUACGCAGAGGUGAAGCUUUAGAACAUUUCCAGGACUCCCGGGCCCUCAGCGAGAAUUCCAAAGUCGAUCAGCCCAAUGACCAUGAACAUGUCGCCUAUUUCACUAUUAUGCACGGAAACUCUAUGUUUACAGAGUUUUCAUGAUGACUGCAGGUUACUGGUGAAGAGCUGCACCACUCCAGGUGUUGAGUUUACUUUGUGUGCUGAACUAACAUAUUGGAACAUGGGAGGAGGCCAGUGAGACUCUCUAGCUUGCUGUUAUUCAAUGAUAUAAUGGCUGUUCUGCAGCUAUUCGUUUAGUAGCCUUUUCUUCAUAAUCUUUGAUCGUCACUAGAUAACUAGAAAGAAGCUCUCAAUUCCCAAUUGGCAA
Molecule: messenger RNA, 1920 nt
Organism: Carcharodon carcharias (great white shark)
Lineage: Eukaryota; Metazoa; Chordata; Chondrichthyes; Lamniformes; Lamnidae
Product: CD166 antigen-like
Exons: 11
Coding region: 58-1572 (504 amino acids)
Biological process (GO): cell surface receptor signaling pathway
Molecular function (GO): transmembrane signaling receptor activity
Source: RefSeq, a predicted model, not a curated record